Melampsora larici-populina 98AG31 is the source of this 2511-nucleotide messenger RNA. RefSeq lists its product as uncharacterized. Lineage: Eukaryota; Fungi; Basidiomycota; Pucciniomycetes; Pucciniales; Melampsoraceae. Gene Ontology annotation, molecular function: transcription corepressor activity. The transcript is spliced from 5 exons. Gene Ontology annotation, cellular component: endoplasmic reticulum; nucleus. Gene Ontology annotation, biological process: endoplasmic reticulum unfolded protein response; phospholipid biosynthetic process; regulation of transcription by RNA polymerase II. The record is from RefSeq and is a predicted model, not a curated record. Bases 1 to 2511 code for a protein of 836 amino acids.
AUGUUGAAUCCAUCAAACGACUCUUAUUCCACUUCGUUCUUACGAAAUAGUUCGGCUGAUGCUUCUGAAAAUGAACUCGAGUUUGAUGAUAAAGCUAGUAGUAACGAUACUGAACCUGAUGACCAUUCACAUUCACAUCGAUCGAUUAUUGAUGAAGAUGAUGAGGAAGUUAAAAUGGCUAUCAAUGCUCUUAGUGUGAUGAAAACUGGUGGUCCUUCUCGUCCUACCUUUGACUUCUCUCCACCCACUACUCAUCGUUCUACCGGAUUCGAUCAUCAUCAUCAUCAUCAUCAUCACAAACUCAAUUACUCUGGUGAUGGUCCCACACCUUCUCAUCACCACCAUCAUCAAGUUCACUCCAAUCUUCGGUCUUCGAGUUACUCUGAAUCUCCCAUCGGUUUGCAAGAAUCACAAGGACAUCAAUCUCAUUCUUUUGUUGCACAUCCUACCACAUCAAGUACCCGAGAUACGCCUAUUGCUUUGUCAUCCAACCCGUCUCGAUCGACAGCUCCUCAAUCUGGUCGACCCCUUAAUCAAGCUCCCCCAGGUGGCUUCUACCUUGACGCUGAAGGAAAACCAGUUGAUGCACAUGGUCAUCCAGUGGAAGUCAUUCAAGUUGAAGACCCUGAAGGGGGCAUUUUUCUUCAACGAGUCGGCCGUAUGCCAUUGGUCAGUGGUGUAGUGCGUGCAUAUGAGAGGGGAAAAGGCACCAGUCGGGUUGUAAAAUAUGGUGCAGAUUUGGUCGAAUCUUCGGUCACCUCUCUUUCUGGACGAGUAGCUUCAACAGUCGGUCCAGAGAGAAUCGCUCAGAUUGAUCGUUAUGCCGGUGCAGCACUUGAUCGACUCGGUCAAAUCGGUGGCAUUCCGCCGCCUACAACCUCUUAUCGAGGCAUACAGCCCACCACAUCUGACGCUCACUACCCUGAUGAUGGGAGAGAUAUGCCUUCGGUCCAAUACGAUGAGGAUCGUUCGGGCGUCCGAAAGAGAAAUCUGACUAUCACUCCCUCUAAUGUCAAUUCAACGAUUUAUGGCGAUGGAGACGUUCAUAUGACUCACAAUGGACCUUCUUCACCCACGGAUAUCUCACACCACCGUAAUCUUCAUGAGCAUCACCGUACACACGACGAAUCCGAUCUUGACACUCCCGCUGCGUCGCCUGGUGGUCGACUUGUUCAGGUUGCCAACACUGGCCGAAGCAGAUGGCAAAAUAUGCUUGUUGAAGCCGGUAUGACUGCUGGAGGGAUUGGAGCAGCGGUUAGCGAAGAAAGUAUGAAAAGCCUCAAGUACUGCUUACAUUGGCUGCAGUAUGCCUCAGCACAUAUGGACCAUCAAAUCACUGUUUUACGAGAUUUUAUAGCCUCACUCAAUGUCUCUGGUAGCUCUUCCAAUGCUCUGAUCUCUCCUAGUGCGGUCCGAACAUUGGCGAAUAUCAAGAAAGAGAUUGUGGAAACGAUCAGAAAAGUAGUAGAUGUGGUAUCCAAGUACGCAGGAGGAGCAUUACCUGAUCAAGCCAAGCAGUUUGUUCGGAAGACGAUCCUUAGUCUUCCUAUCAAAUGGGCUUCCACAAUACAAGCUGAAAAUGGUCUUAAUCCACGCAAAAUGCUUGCUCAUGCUGGUACGAGUCAAUCAGGCUUAGACAGCGGUCAACACUUUCAGGCUGAUAGAAACGUAGCAUCGACUUCUCAGGGCUCUCACACAACACGUGGUACUACUGAGAUAGCAGCAGACCGGAUCCUCUCCUUUGCCGUAGAGGGUCUGGACAUGCUCAAAUCGGUUACUGGCACCUUUUCGGAAAGUGUGGACCGAGCAGAUGCUUGGGUUGAGAGGCUGCGUAUCAUUGGCAUCCAGCAUCGUCAGCAACGCGCUUCAAAUGUGAACGAAGACCAAGCCGAUCAUCAUCAACCUAGUUCUGUGAAUCAUCCAAGGCCAAUCUCACGGCCUCUGAGGGGCAGGGAAAAACAAAGCGUGAUCAAUGAACCCAACAGGCCACGCUCAGAUUCAACGAUGAGCGGGAUGACAGAUGACAUGAUUUCAUCAUCUUUGUCACGCGAUCACGCUUUCCGUCGGUCUGGUGUAAGGAGUCGUGAUUCAUCAGCGUCGACUUGUGGUGCUACUAGCAGCAGUAGUCACGUGAGCGGUGGUGAUCACUCGACUUGUUCGGUCAAUACUUCCAAUACUACCAUCACAACAAACACGUCUGACUCUGCUCGGGAGCGUGCGUUCCCGGAUCGAGGAGUGGUAAAGAGAAGAAAAGCUAAUCGUGGCUUGCCAACCACAUAUGCAAGUAAUCCAGUGGAAUCAUUGGACAUUCAAACGAUUCACCCUAUCAGAGAGAACACAAAUCAAAGUAGAUCAACUGGAAACUCAAGUUUAUCGUCUAGUCUUAAUCAAAGUGAAAUGAAUGAAGGAAUUGAAAGACCGACUUCAACUCUUAAACAUCUUUUAAAUGAUGAUAAUACCGAUGGACACGGGGAAUGGAAUGGAUGGGGUGAUAAUCAACAACCGACUUGA